Erpetoichthys calabaricus (reedfish) is the source of this 2583-nucleotide messenger RNA. It is a transcript of the gene cog2, whose product is annotated as component of oligomeric golgi complex 2. Gene Ontology annotation, cellular component: membrane; COG complex. The transcript has 18 exons. Gene Ontology annotation, biological process: protein transport; intra-Golgi vesicle-mediated transport; Golgi organization. NCBI's taxonomy places the organism in Eukaryota, Metazoa, Chordata, Cladistia, Polypteriformes, Polypteridae. The coding region runs from base 122 to 2341 and encodes 739 amino acids. The record is from RefSeq and is a predicted model, not a curated record.
CACUCGUCAAGCGCAAGAUGCCAUGCUGGCGGAAGUAAUCUUGAGAAACUUACUCGUACUGGGGAAAAAUAAAGGUGGAUGAGGGAGUGUUAUUUUAACUUUGCAAAGUGAAUUUGAGAAAAUGAAAAUGAACCUACCGAGAGGCCCGAACAGUCUUUGUUUUGAUAAAGAUGAAUUUAUGAAGGAUGACUUUGAUGUCGAUCGGUUUGUAUCGGAAUGUCGGAAAAAUGUCCAGUUGGAGGAACUUAGGGAACAUUUGGAGCUUUACUACAAGCUUCUCAAGACAGCGAUGGUAGAACUUAUAAACAAAGAUUAUGCUGACUUUGUUAACCUCUCCACUAAUUUGGUUGGCAUGGAUAAAGCUCUCACUCAGCUUACAGUACCUUUGGGGCAACUACGAGAAGAAGUAUUGAGUCUUCGUUCAUCUGUUAGUGAAGGAGUUCAAGCCAUUGAAGACCGAUUGUCCAGACAGCAAGACAUACAAAGUAAAAAGAUUUGCAUCUUAAGAUUGAUCCAAGUUGUGAGAUCUGUUGAGAAAAUCGAAAAGAUUCUGCAUUCUCAAGCAUCCAAAGAAACAUCGUCUCUGGAAAUAAAUAGUCCUCUCCUUGCUGGACAGAUUUUAGAAAGGAUUGCAACAGAAUUUAAUCAACUUCAGUUUCAUGCUGUUCAUAGCAAAGGCAUGCCACUUCUGGAUAAAAUGAGGCCAAGAAUAGCUAGCAUUACUGCUAUGCUUCAGCAAUCCCUGGAAGAACUACUUUUAAAAGGAUUGCAAACAACGAAUGUGGAUAUUGUGCGACACUGUUUACGAACAUAUGCAACAAUUGAUAAAACACGUGAUGCAGAGGCUCUAGUUGGCCAAGUACUUGUCAAGCCUUAUGUAGAUGAGGUGGUAGUUGAACAAUAUGUUCAAUCCCACCCUAAUGGUCUUCAAAUAAUGUAUGGAAGGCUGCUGGAGUUUGUUCCACAUCAUUGCCGUCUGCUUCGUGAAGUAACAAGUGGAGCAAUUGCAAGUGACAGAGCAGAUACUGUACCAGGCUAUGACUUUUUGGUCAAUUCUGUUUGGCCAGAGAUGGUACGAGGCAUUGAAGAGAAACUGACAUCUAUCUUUAACCCUGGCAACCCAGAUGCAUUCCAUGAGAAAUACUCUAUAAGUAUGGAGUUUGUGAGAAAAUUUGAACGCCAGUGUGGCUCUCAGGCCAGUGUAAGGAGGCUCAGAAUGCACCAGUCAUACAAGAGCUUUCACAACAAAUGGAAUUUGCCAGUUUAUUUCCAACUCAGAUUUAAAGAAAUUGCUGGAAAUGUGGAGGCGGCUUUAUCAGAAGAUUUAUGUGAAGCACCAGCUGGAAGUGCUUAUCGACUGUUGGCUACACAUGUUUUAUGGAAUAACCUGAGUAAAUGCUGGUCUGAGAAUAUUUAUUUGCCACUUUUGGCACAUCGCUUCUGGAAGUUAACUUUACAACUGUUGUCAAGAUAUUCAAAGUUCCUAAGUGAGGUAUUAUCAAAAGCUUCAGUUGAUGCAAAUAAAGAUGGGAUUCGAAUACUAGCAACCAUUGGAAAGUCUGUCUCAACACCAAACUUUACCUCAAAUGAAGAGGACCUGGGCAGCACUACUGUAACACACACAAAAUCUUCACCAUCUCUUUCAACACAUCAAGUAGUAUAUAUUUUGGCAGACCUAGAUAAGCUGCAAGAACAGGUUUCUGAUUUGGAGGUAGUGAUUAAACAGAAGUUGGAGUUAAUUGGAUUCACAAAUUUUGCACUAAUUACAGAUUCUCUGUCUGAUUCCAAAGCAGCACUGUGUUUUUGCAAACCAGAACUAAAUAGCAAAAUUACUCAACAUUUAACAGAGAUAUGCUUCAGUUGUCUUAAAAGUGCUUCUGAGGUUCCUAGGCUUUAUAGACGAACAAACAAGGAGAUUCCAGCUAAAGCAUCAGUUUACAUUGACAAUGCUUUAAAACCUCUCUGUCAACUCCGGAGUGAUUAUAAAGAUACUCUUAACCCCAUGGUAAUACAGGAUUGGUUAAGAGGUGCACUUAGCAACAGCAUUCAAAGGUACUUUGAAACCGUUUCUGAUGUUCUUAGCUCAGUAAAGAAAAUGGAAGAAAGUUUGAAAAGACUAAAACAAGCAAGAAAGACAGUAACCUCAAGUAGUACUGGUGCAAAUGGAGGUUUAAGUGAUGACAACAAGAUUCGAUUACAGCUGGCACUUGAUGUGGAAUAUUUGGAUGAACAGGUUCAGAAAAUGGGAAUAAAGACGAAUGAUCUCAACCUUUUUUCAUCUCUUCUUGAAUUGGUUCAAACAGCCAAAGAAACAGCAUUGUCAGAGCAGCAGUUAACAUAAUAUACUGUUACUGUACACCUUUUUAUAAUUCUAAAUUUUUCUUAUUCUAAAUUUGUUGAUUUGGGCAAAAAGGCAAGAAUCAAAGUGAAAUGUCUGAAUAUGUUAGCCAUGCUUUAAAUAUACUGUGAUAUAUCAGUGUAUAAGGCAGCUGCAUAUAACAAAUUAAGAACAGGGAAAUAUUCAUUUUGUGUUUUUUAAAAUAUACAUUAAAAUGUAUUAUAAAACAUUGAUCAGAUCCAUAU